AUGAAUGGAUACCAUAUUGAAACUAGAAAGGAUCACAAUGUGGAGUAUCUUUGCAUUACCACCAAUAUCAACAGCCAGAGGUGUAUAUUGGAAACACUUCCUGCUUUCUCUUCUGGGUUGUAUGAUACAACCAUCAAAGCAGUUGAAGUCCAUGCUAUCAUGAACCUGAAGUUCAUUGACCCAAAGACUUUCAUGCUUUGGCACGAUCGUCUUGGGCAUCCUGGAUCCACAAUGAUGCGUAGAAUUAUUUCAAAUUCAAAUGGACAUCCUUUAAAGCCUCACCAUAGUACUUUGUCCAUUGACCAAUCUUGCAAAGCUUGCUCCCAAGGAAAAUUGAUCAUCAGACCAUCUCCGUCAAAACUUGGCUUUGAAUGUCCAUCUUUCUUACAGAGAAUUCAAGGGGAUAUUUGUGGUCGAAUUCACCCAUCUUGUGGACCAUUUCGUUAUUUUAUGGUUUUAAUCGACGCAUCUACAAGAUGGUCACACGUUUGCCUAUUGUCAACUCGCAAUGUUGCUUUUGCUAGGUUCCUUGCUCAGAUAAUUAAAUUAUGA
Messenger RNA from Prunus armeniaca (apricot), 552 nucleotides. Lineage: Eukaryota; Viridiplantae; Streptophyta; Magnoliopsida; Rosales; Rosaceae. The record is from the annotation of a GenBank genome assembly.